Molecule: messenger RNA, 4561 nt
Organism: Cajanus cajan (pigeon pea)
Lineage: Eukaryota; Viridiplantae; Streptophyta; Magnoliopsida; Fabales; Fabaceae
Product: tripeptidyl-peptidase 2
Biological process (GO): proteolysis
Cellular component (GO): cytosol
Molecular function (GO): serine-type endopeptidase activity; tripeptidyl-peptidase activity
Source: RefSeq, a predicted model, not a curated record
CCAGCACAGCAUCCGUGCACGGUGCACCCGCAGCCAAGCACCACCGCCACGUCAUCUCCCCUCAUAAAAUGACCAAAACACCCACUCUUCACUCCCCCCGUAUACACAUCCCAAACCCGAUACGCACCAACACUCACGUUCCCCUCAUAAUCAUAAUCAUCAUUCCCAAGGGUCUCGCACACAACACGAAGAGCUUCCACCUUCGAGCACAUCGACGAAACGGCACCGUAUCGCUCACAGGCCAAUGCCUUGCUCUUCCCUCACUUCCACCGCCGGCGAUAACAGCAACAGCAACAGCAGCAACAACAACAAGAAAGAUGGUUCUUCUCUCCGCGACUUCAAGCUGAACGAAUCAACCUUCUUAGCCUCGCUCAUGCCUAAGCAAGAGAUUGGCGUCGAUCGCUUCCUCGACGCGCAUCCUGAGUACGACGGUCGCGGCGCUCUCAUCGCUAUCUUCGAUUCUGGUAUAGACCCGGCUGCUGAUGGAUUACAGGUUACCUCAGAUGGGAAACCAAAAGUUCUCGAUGUCAUUGAUUGCACUGGGAGUGGUGAUAUUGAUACCUCAAAGGUGGUGAAGGCUGAUGCUGAUGGUCAUAUUUUUGGGGCAUCAGGGGCAUCAUUGGUUAUCAAUACUUCAUGGAAAAAUCCUUCUGGUGAAUGGCAUGUGGGUUAUAAAUUGGUUUAUGAGCUAUUCACAGAAGAUUUGAUUUCUCGUUUGAAGAAAGAAAGAAAGAAAAAGUGGGAUGAGAAAAACCAAGAGGAAAUUGCUAGGGCUGUAAAACAACUUGCUGACUUUGAUCAGCAACACAUCAAGGUAGAGGAUGUAAAACUUAAAAGGACCCGUGAAGAUCUCCAGAAUAGACUUGAUAUUCUGAGAAAGCAAUCUGAGAGCUAUGAUGAUAAAGGGCCUGUCAUAGAUGCUGUUGUCUGGCAUGAUGGAGAGGUUUGGAGGGUUGCCCUUGACACACAGAGUCUGGAGGAUGAUCCAAAUUGUGGGAAGCUUGCUAAUUUUAUACCUUUAACUAACUAUAGGAUUGAGAGGAAGUACGGUGUCUUCAGCAAAUUAGAUGCUUGUACAUUUGUUGUUAAUGUCUACAGUGACGGAAAUGUUUUAAGUCUUGUAACAGACUGUUCUCCACAUGCCACCCAUGUUGCUGGUAUAGCUACUGCUUUCCACCCAAAGGAGCCCCUGUUGAAUGGAGUUGCACCUGGCGCACAAAUAAUAUCUUGUAAAAUUGGGGAUUCUCGCUUAGGUUCAAUGGAAACAGGAACUGGUUUGAUUCGGGCGUUGAUUGAAGCUGUGGAGCAUAAGUGUGACCUUAUCAACAUGAGUUAUGGUGAAGCAACAUUAUUGCCAGACUAUGGACGCUUUGUUGACCUUGUGAAUGAAGUGGUGAACAAGCAUCGUCUGAUAUUUGUGAGCAGUGCUGGUAAUAGUGGGCCAGGAUUGAGCACUGUUGGUGCACCUGGUGGUACAUCUUCAAGCAUCAUAGGUGUGGGUGCAUAUGUGUCUCCUGCUAUGGCUGCCGGUGCUCAUUGUGUUGUUGAACCUCCACCUGAGGGGCUUGAAUACACUUGGUCUAGCCGAGGACCAACAGCAGAUGGAGACCUUGGUGUUUGUGUGAGUGCUCCUGGUGGUGCUGUAGCUCCUGUUCCCACGUGGACUCUUCAACGGCGUAUGCUCAUGAAUGGGACAUCAAUGGCAUCACCAUCAGCCUGUGGAGGAACUGCAUUGCUCAUAAGUGCAAUGAAGGCCGAGGGAAUCCCUGUGAGUCCAUACAGUGUGAGGAAGGCUCUUGAAAAUACUGCAGUUCCCAUAGGGGAUUUACCUGAGGAUAAAUUAUCCACUGGACAAGGGCUUAUGCAAGUUGACAAGGCUUUUGAAUAUAUACAGAAGUGUCAAAAUGUUCCAUGUGUUUGCUAUCAAAUAAAAAUUCAGCAAUCUGGAAAAACAAAUCCUUCAUCAAGGGGCAUCUACCUUAGGGAGGCUAGUGCUUGCCGACAAUCUACUGAGUGGACAGUGCAAGUUAAUCCAAAAUUUCAUGAAGAUGCUGGAAACUUAGAGGAUUUGGUUCCAUUUGAGGAGUGCAUUGAAUUACAUUCUACAGAAGAGACAGUUGUGAAGGCCCCUGAUUAUCUAUUGCUCACUCAUAAUGGUCGCACCUUCAAUGUAGUGGUAGAUCCUUCCAAUCUUUGCGAUGGUCUUCAUUAUUUUGAGGUCUAUGGUAUUGACUGCAAAGCUCCAUGGCGUGGUCCUCUUUUCAGAAUUCCGAUCAGCAUAACAAAGCCCAAGGCCAUAAUUAACCAGCCACCACAAAUUUCAUUUUCAAAGAUGUUAUUCCAGCCAGGCCAUAUAGAAAGGAGAUAUAUAGAAGUGCCACAUGGUGCAUCUUGGGCCGAAGCAACAAUGAAAACAUCAGGUUUUGACACAGCACGAAGAUUUUAUGUGGAUGCUAUUCAGAUGUGCCCAUUACGAAGGCCUUUGAAAUGGGAGAGUGCAGUAACUUUUCCUUCUCCUGCUGCCAAAAGCUUUGCCUUUAGGGUAGUAAGUGGUCAGACAUUGGAACUAGUCAUUUCACAGUUUUGGUCAAGCGGCAUAGGGAGUCAUGAGACUGCGAGUGUGGAUUUUGAGGUUGUGUUUCACGGGAUAAAAGUCAAUCAAGAAGAAGUUGUACUCGAUGGUAGUGACGCACCAGUCAGGAUUGAUGCUGAAACACUACUGGUAUCCGAGGAACUUUCACCUGUGGCAAUUCUUAACAAGAUUAGGGUCCCAUAUCGACCAGUAGAUUCUAAGAUUAGUGCACUUUCAACAGAUCGUGACAAACUUCCUUCUGGAAAGCAGAUACUGGCACUGACUUUGACCUACAAGAUCAAAUUGGAAGAUGGAGCUCAAGUAAAACCUCAUAUACCAUUGCUAAAUGACAGGAUAUAUGACACUAAAUUUGAGUCUCAAUUUUAUAUGAUUUCUGACUCAAAUAAGCGCAUAUAUUCAAGUGGAGAUGUCUAUCCAAGCUCUUCUAAUCUUCCCAAGGGAGAAUAUACUUUACAGUUAUAUUUGAGGCAUGACAAUGUGCAGAUUUUGGAGAAGAUGAGGCAUCUGGUGUUAUUCAUUGAGCGAAAUUUGGAAGAAAAGGAUGUCAUUCGGUUAAGUUUUUUCUCUCAACCUGAUGGCCCACUGAUGGGAAAUGGUUCCUUUAAGUCCUCAUCAUUAGUUCCAGGUAUAAAAGAAGGAUUAUAUAUUGGUCCACCACCAAAAGAAAAGCUUCCCAAGAAUUCUCCACAAGGAUCUGUAUUGCUAGGGGCAAUUUCAUAUGGGAAACUAUCAUUUGCUGAUCAGGGAGAGAACAAAAAUCCUGAAAAGAACCCUGCAUCAUAUCGGAUAUUUUAUGUAGUUCCCCCAAAUAAGAUUGAUGAGGACAAGGGAAAAGGUUCUUCUAUAUCUUCCAAGAAGAAUGUUUCAGAACGUUUAAAAGAAGAGGUAAGAGAUGCAAAAAUAAAAGUUCUAGCAAGCCUAAAACAAGAAACUGAUGAAGAGCGCUUGGAAUGGAAAGAGCUAUCCGCCUUGCUUAAAUCAGAAUAUCCAAAGUACACUCCAUUACUUGCCACGAUUUUGGAAGGUUUAGUUUCUAGCAGUAAUGUCAAAGACAAAAUCCAUCGUGAUGAAGAGGUGAUUGAUGCAGCCAAUGAGGUGAUUAACAGUAUUGACAGAGAAGAGCUGGCAAAGUUUUUUGCACUAAAAAAUGAUCCAGAAGAUGAGGAAGCAGAGAACAUCAAGAAAAAGAUGGAGUUAACCCGAGACCAAUUGGCAGAGGCCAUGUACCAAAAGGGGCUUGCACUGGCAGAGAUCGAGUCUAUAAAGUUGGCAGACUUGACUUGGUGUAUAUUGUCAAAGGACGUAGAUAAGUCCCCGGGUUUGGUUACCACAGAAGAGGCAAAAGACAUGGACCAAAAACAAUCUACGGAUGAUCGUGGUCAUGAAGAUUUGUUUGAAGAGAAUUUUAAAGAACUGAAGAAAUGGGUUGAUGUGAAGUCAACUAAAUAUGGAAUCCUCUUGGUAACACGUGAGAGGCGUGCUCAAAGGCUUGGGACAGCUUUGAAGGUACUGUGUGACAUAAUUCAAGAUGAUGCAGAGCCUGCCAAGAAGAAAUUCUAUGAGCUAAAGCUCUCUUUGCUUGAUGAGAUGGGAUGGACACAUUUAGCUGCAUAUGAGAGACAGUGGAUGCAUGUGCGUUUCCCGCCAAGCUUGCCUCUUUUCUAGGGCCUUCCCAACGGGAUUAUGCUGGAUAGCAAUGCUUGAAAUUUGAAACCAUAUCCUUUUCCUCAAUAUUUUGCAUCUGAGGAUAAUUUAUGUAACAUAAGACCUUUUUACGCUUGACCUAUCCUUUUCCUUUUUAGGGUCAUCAUGGCCUGGGUAUUUCAAACAUUGCAUGGGAACUUUGCCAUUAAGGUGUAUUGCCAAGCCUUCAGUGUGGCUGCCACAUCAAAGGCAUCGUCAAUCCCAUUUGCAUUUAUUUAAUAAUUAAUAACACAAUAAAGAGUGUUUUCACUUGUCUUCCCUUGA